Molecule: messenger RNA, 717 nt
Organism: Symbiodinium necroappetens
Lineage: Eukaryota; Dinophyceae; Suessiales; Symbiodiniaceae
Source: the annotation of a GenBank genome assembly
AACUUGGCUGGCGACGGCAUCCUGUUUGCACGCUUGGCUGAAGCGAAAGACCGUUUGCCGAGCUGCGCAGCUUUGGUGAACCAUACAGGCUUUUGCGUGGAAUUGCCUUGGCUCCAGGCGUGCGAGUUUUCGUCUUCGCGAGGAUUCCUGGCAACCUCGGUCGAGGAAGCUCUCACAGUGGGGCGGCCUCCGCUUCAGCGUCUCGGUGCCGGAGCGGCAACGGCGACUUCGAUGCCGCCGCCAACGCGGAUGCAGCGUUUCUACGUGGGCGAGCCGGAGGCAUGGAUUCUGGUGCUGGAGCACCGGCUGACUUCCGGAAUAGGCGUUUGGAGCGGCCAGGACCUACCAGGCUUCUUGCGGGAGGUGCAGCUGCCAGGGACCUACAGCUCUCCGAUCGAGUAUGCAGCGCAAGGCGCUGCCGUGCGCCCUGCUGUCACCUUCGGCUUGCCUGCAUCCUCUAAAGGCGCUGCCGUGCGCCCUGCUGCCACCUUUGGCUUGUCUGCAUCCUCUGAUCGACGGCUCCAGGUUCGCAUCGGAGACCUCCUGGCCGCGGCAGGUGUGCACUUGGACCAGGAAUGCACACGUUGUCCAGAGUUCAACAUCACCGGCGAGAAGGCAAUGCUGCGGAACGUGGGGGUCGAGCUAGAGAUCACCCUCUUCUAUACAAACCUUUGGCUUUCGUGGCAGGACCCCACUACAUGGCUACUUCCAGCCAAG